AUGGCAGACAACGGCUUUGUCUACAAACUAUACCGCUAUGUUCCUUCAAUUCCAGCUGCUGCGAUCAUGGCAGCAGACUUUGGUCUCCUGGCCACGGGGUAUCUCUAUCGCAUCGUCAAACACAGGGCAUACUUCUUCGUCCCUUUCAUCAUUGGUCUUCUUUUUGAAACAGCAGGUUAUAUCGCUCGCAUCUUCUCCCGCUUUGAUCCAACCGCCCUGGGUCCAUAUAUCAUACAGACAAUGUUGAUCCUCGUCGCUCCCCCCUUGUUCGCUGCCUCCAUCUACAUGACUCUCGGACGCGUGAUCCCAGAGCUGGACGCAGAACCAGCCUCGCUAAUUCAAGUCCGCUGGCUAGCCAAGAUCUUCGUCGUGGGGGAUGUCAUUUCCUUUCUGUGCAGUGCGGAGGGGGCGGGGUACAUGGCGGCAGGCACACUCGACGCCAUGAAGAACGGCGAGCACAUCGUCAUCGCUGGUCUCGCAAUCCAGCUACUCUGGUUCGGCUUCUUCAUCGUCGUCGCAUCGCUGUUCCACUGGCGCGUCGUCCGCCAUCCAAAGGACCUCCUGGGCGACUCUCCAGCCUGCGUGCUGAUCCUGGUUCGCACCAUCUUCCGAGUGGUCGAGUUCCUCCUCUAUGUCUUCGACGCGGUGUUGAUGGGGCUGACUGGUAUCGUGCUUGGUCUUGUCUUCCCAGGCUCGUUUGUCUCACAACAGUCGCGACGGGCUGAGGAUGCUGUUCCUCUUGGUAGUCAGCUGUCUAGGUGA
Messenger RNA from Aspergillus novofumigatus IBT 16806, 762 nucleotides. RefSeq names its product RTA1 domain-containing protein. The record is from RefSeq and is a predicted model, not a curated record. The transcript is spliced from 5 exons. Lineage: Eukaryota; Fungi; Ascomycota; Eurotiomycetes; Eurotiales; Aspergillaceae. Gene Ontology annotation, cellular component: membrane. Bases 1 to 762 code for a protein of 253 amino acids.